UUUGUCCCUCUCUGCAGCAGUUCUGUAACGCAGGAGGCGGGUCUAACUCGUAACUGCCCUUAACCCUCUAUUCUUUAUAUCAACGCUCCGGUUUAACCCGGGUUAGUCUGUAGAGUUUGCUCCGUUAGCGAGCUAACAUCAUGUCCCGGGUUCUGAUCGUGGGAGCGGGACUGACAGGAAGCCUCUGCGCAUCUCUUCUGCGCAGGGAGCUGCAGGACAAAGUAAGGAUCGAGGUCUGGGAGAAGUCCAGGGGCUCAGGUGGCAGGAUGUCCACCAGUCGCCCCCCCGACCCAUCCUCUCACUCAGCUGAUCUGGGAGCUCAGUACAUCACCGCCACAUCGGCCUACAGCAAGUCUCACCACAGGUUCUACUCUGAGCUGCUCUCUGCGGGGGUCCUGCAGCCCCUCGAUGCAUCUCGUGUUGAAGGUCUGAAGCACAGAGACGGCAGCCAGGACUUCAUGACCCCGCUGGGGAUGGGAAGCGUUGUCAAACACUUCCUGUCUGAGUCAGGAGCUGACGUGUUCUUCGAGCGUCAUGUGACCGGCCUGUUCCGCCGCGGUGCAUCAUGGGAGGUUCAGAGGAGGGGGGGGGACAGCGAGAUGUUCGACGCCGUCGUCCUGACGAUGCCAGUCCCGCAGAUCCUGCAGCUGCAGGGAGACCUGGGAGAACUGCUGCCCCCACCCCAGCUGCAGAUGCUGUCCAGCAUUCAGUUCUCGUCUCGUUUUGCUCUGGCACUCUUCUUCCCCCCCAACGCCUCCUUCAGUUUCAGCUGGGCUGCGCGCUACGUUAGCGACAGCAGCGCUAUUGUGUACAUCUGCGCAGACGCCGCUAAACGCAACGCAGCCCCCUUUCUCGGCCCCUCCCUCGUGGUUCACAGCAGCGGGCAGUUUGGCCUCGCUCACCUGGAGAGAGACGCCACUGACGUUCAGCCAAUCCUGAUGCAGGAGCUGCAUCGGCUACUUCCUGGUCUGCCUCAGCCAAUCAGCAUCAAGUGUCACAAGUGGAGGUAUUCCCAGGUGCUGACCGCGGUGCCGGGCUCUCCGGGUCACAUGACUGUCCUGCAGCACCCCCCCCUGCUGUGCGCCGGAGACGCUUUCACACACUCCAACUUCGAUGGCUGCGUGGAGUCUGCACUGAGCACGCUCAGAGCGCUGAGGGGGUGGCUCACUGACCAAUGAAGAGACUAUUUAGAGAUCAAGGAUGCGGGUUUCCCGUGUUGGUCCCUGAAGGCACCAUUUCCCUACUUCUGUUGGUCCCUGAAGGCUGCAUCUCCCUGGUUCUGUUGGUCCCUGAAGGCAGCAUCUCCCUGGUUCUGUUGGUCCCUGAAGGCAGCAUCUCCCUGGUUCUGUUGGUCCCUGAAGCAGCAUCUCCCUGGUUCUGUUGGUCCCUGAAGGCAGCAUCUCUUGGUUCCAGUGGGAUUCCUCCGUGUGAUUUUGAAUUGUAAUCUGGAACACGUCAGCAGGAUGUCUCCAUUCCUGAAGUUAAGCCUGAUUGGAUCUGAAGUUAAUUAAUUGUCUGACGUUAAACUUUAUAAUCAAACUCUUUAAUGAGUCUGAAUCUUUGUGUGAAACAUUAAAUAUAAUAUUUGGAUGAAACGUU
Eleginops maclovinus (Patagonian blennie) is the source of this 1599-nucleotide messenger RNA. RefSeq names its product renalase, FAD-dependent amine oxidase (gene rnls). Lineage: Eukaryota; Metazoa; Chordata; Actinopteri; Perciformes; Eleginopidae. The record is from RefSeq and is a predicted model, not a curated record. The transcript has 7 exons. The coding region runs from base 141 to 1178 and encodes 345 amino acids. Gene Ontology annotation, molecular function: oxidoreductase activity, acting on NAD(P)H. Gene Ontology annotation, cellular component: extracellular region.